Messenger RNA from Didymosphaeria variabile, 765 nucleotides. It is a transcript of the gene RPL2, whose product is annotated as 60S ribosomal protein L2. Gene Ontology annotation, biological process: cytoplasmic translation. Bases 1 to 765 code for a protein of 254 amino acids. The record is from RefSeq and is a predicted model, not a curated record. The transcript is spliced from 6 exons. Gene Ontology annotation, molecular function: RNA binding; structural constituent of ribosome. NCBI's taxonomy places the organism in Eukaryota, Fungi, Ascomycota, Dothideomycetes, Pleosporales, Didymosphaeriaceae. Gene Ontology annotation, cellular component: cytosolic large ribosomal subunit; ribosome.
AUGGGUAGGGUUAUCAGGAACCAGCGUAAGGGUCGCGGCUCUAUCUUCACCGCCAACACCCGCUUGAACAAGGCGCCUGCCCAGUUCCGCACUCUCGACUUCGCCGAGCGCAAUGGAUACAUUCGGGGCGUCGUGAAGGAGAUUGUCCACGACUCUGGCCGUGGUGCUCCUCUCGCCAAGGUCGUCUUCCGCAACCCGUACCGGUUCAAGCACGAUACCCAGACCUUCAUUGCCAACGAGGGCAUGUAUACUGGCCAGUUCAUCUACGCCGGCAAGCAUGCCGCUCUUACCGUCGGCAACGUCCUCCCGCUCUACUCCGUCCCCGAGGGUACCGUCCUUACCAACGUCGAGGAGAAGGCCGCUGACCGUGGUGCGCUCGGCCGUACCUCUGGUAACUAUGUGACCGUCAUUGGCCACAAUCCCGAUGAUGGCAAGACUCGUGUCAAGCUCCCCUCAGGUGCUAAGAAGGUCCUCUCCAGCCAGUGCCGUGGUAUGGUUGGUAUUGUUGCCGGUGGUGGCCGAACAGACAAGCCCCUCCUCAAGGCCUCCCGGGCUAAGCACAAGUUCGCUGCUAAGCGCAACUCAUGGCCCAAGACUCGUGGUGUUGCCAUGAACCCCGUCGACCAUCCUCACGGUGGUGGUAACCACCAGCAUAUCGGUAAAGCCUCUACCAUCUCCCGCGAGGCCGCACAAGGUCAAAAGGCCGGUCUCAUCGCCGCCAGGAGGACGGGUCUGCUCCGUGGUACCCAGAAGACCAAGGACUAG